AGGGAGAGGAAGGGGAGGAGGAGGCGGCCCGGUUGCUGUCAAAGAUUACAGAGCUCCUCUAUUAUCUUUGGUUGCUGUCGCCGCCGCUCAUCGUCCUCGGUUCCGUUGGACGCGGGGCCGCCGCCAGCACCGACCGGGACACAAGGUUGAUCAUUUGUUGCUCUUCAGUCUGGAGGAAAGGCUACAUUCCACCCGACAGUAACGAUGCCACCCAAAUUUAAACGGCAUUUGGAUGACGAUGAUGUGACAGGUUCUAUCAGAAGUGAAAGGCGGAACUUAUUGGAAGAUGACUCUGACGAAGAAGAGGAUUUUUUUCUGAGGGGCCCUACUGGACCUAAGUUUGGACCAAAGAAUGACAAGAUCAAACAUGUUCAGAAUCAAGUAGAUGAAGUCAUUGAUGUGAUGCAAGAAAACAUCACCCGAGUGAUUGAACGAGGAGAGCGACUUGAUGAACUACAAGACAAGUCUGAAAGUUUAUCUGAUAAUGCCACGGUUUUCAGCAACAGAGCAAAGCAGUUGCGACGUCAGAUGUGGUGGCGAGAGUGUAAGAUGAAGGUCAUCAUAUCAGUGGUUGUCGUAAUUGUCUUGUUAGUUAUUAUAAUACCUGUAAUUUUGAAGAAUCGUUCCUGAUAACGAGACACGCACAGCGACAACGCAGAAAAGUUGCUGCCUCCGUCUCCAAAAUACAACUUGAGAUACAUGUAGAAUAUCUCCGUUGCGGUUCUAUCAACAUUUUACAGAAGAAAUCUGCACUUAUGAGCACUCAUCUCAAUGAGUUCCUUUCUGGAAUAGGGAGCCAAUACAUUACCUAACUGCUGUCUACAAGAAGGGUAGUCUGUUUCCUUAUAAGCAUAUUGCAUCAUUACCAUGAGAGAUUUUGUUUUGUAAACCCUUCACUGAUAAUUUGAUUUUGGUGAAAUCUGGUAUCUAUGUCAUCUAUUUCACCCCGCCCCCCCCCCCCCCCCCAUAUUAUUGAGGGCAAUGGCUCACAUUGGGGAUUGAAGUUCCACAAAUACAUAUUGCUCAAGUUAGCAUUCUUAUUGCACAAGUCCGAUGGAUGAAUGUUGGUAUGCUCUUUGUUUUAUGCAUUGACGGACAUCUCCAGAAAACCCCACUCCUCUGCUCUACUCAGGUGCGUAGAUGUGUGGGUUGUUCCAGCAAGGUCAAUGGGAAGGCACCAGGAGUAAGCAGCCAAGCUAACGUUCCAUGGCUCAUACCAUACCAAGCCUAUUUGCACCCAAUUUCCCAUCCAUGCUGAGAUGGAAUUAUCCACCAACCCAACCUCAUCCUGAGGGUGACUCACAGGCUUUCUGUGUGGUUUUAAAGUGCACCAAGUGGUGCAAUAAUCAACCAGACCACAAGGGAAACUUGUAGAAACAAAGAACUGCAGAUACUGGUUUAUAUCAAAGAUAGACACAAAAAUCUGGAGUAACUCAGCUGGUCAGGCGGCAACUCUGGAGAAACAAGAUAGGUAACGUUUCGGGUCAGGACCUUUCUUCAGUCUGAAGAAGGGUCCCGACCCGAAACGUUACCCAUCAUUUUUCUCCAGAGAUGCUGCCUGACCCGCUGAGCGACUCCAUUACUUUGUGGCUAUCUUUAGGGAAACGUGUAUAAUGAGGUGGAGAAGGAUUGAGUGGAUACUACAAUGAAGCAAGGAUCAGUGUUAUUUGGCAUAAUGUCUUGUUUCUCUGCAGAAUAUUCUCAGUCACGUGAUAUAUUGUUAAGAGAUUAUUUUGAGCUGUUUAUAAUCAAUUAUAUGUGAUGACGUUUUGACGUGUUAUUUUACUUUUAACAUUCUUUGUCCUGUAUGUUGUUGUAAGAUAUUUCUUCAUGCUCCAGAAUUUUGAGUUUACUUAAUUGUAAAAAUUAUUUUAUAAUAAAAUCCAUAAUACCUCACGGAUCAUCCAAAUUGCCA
Messenger RNA from Amblyraja radiata (thorny skate), 1915 nucleotides. RefSeq names its product vesicle-associated membrane protein 4 (gene vamp4). The coding region runs from base 205 to 630 and encodes 141 amino acids. The record is from RefSeq and is a predicted model, not a curated record. The transcript is spliced from 8 exons. NCBI's taxonomy places the organism in Eukaryota, Metazoa, Chordata, Chondrichthyes, Rajiformes, Rajidae. Gene Ontology annotation, cellular component: SNARE complex; membrane; trans-Golgi network. Gene Ontology annotation, biological process: SNARE complex assembly; Golgi ribbon formation; vesicle-mediated transport.